Molecule: messenger RNA, 3087 nt
Organism: Trypanosoma conorhini
Lineage: Eukaryota; Euglenozoa; Kinetoplastea; Trypanosomatida; Trypanosomatidae
Exons: 1
Coding region: 1-3087 (1028 amino acids)
Biological process (GO): endocytosis; endocytic recycling
Cellular component (GO): intracellular membrane-bounded organelle; cytosol
Molecular function (GO): guanyl-nucleotide exchange factor activity; phosphatidylinositol phosphate binding
Source: RefSeq, a predicted model, not a curated record
AUGCAGUCCUCGGCGCUGGCGCACACCGUCGCCCUGCACCGCGUCUGGCUUCCCCCCUCCGGCGGCCGCGAUGGCGAGGCGGGGGGCAAAUCACCACCGCCGCCGCCUGGCGAGCUGGAGCCGAUCGUCGUUCUCACGGCCGGCCGCAGCGAGGCGGGGGGGCGGGGCAUCGUUGCGCAAUCCGCCUCCUUGCGUGCGCUGCUGGGACGCUUCUGUGGGCCUCUGCUGCUGCGGCAGGCGAGUUUGGCGUCGCGGCGGCGGGAGACGGGCAGGCUUGACUUGCACUGGGCGGCGGGCGCCACCUCGCCCGUUGCGGAGGAGGGGCUUUUCGUGCAGGUGCCGUCGUGCCAAUUCACUGCCGCAUGCGUGCGCGCCGCCGCCAGUGGGGCGGCGAUGGAUGUGGUGCACUACAACAGCCUCGGGAGUCGCUGGGGCCAGGACGGCGACGAGGCUGCGGGCGCCGCCUGCGAUGUGACCGACGACGCCGUGGAUGAGGGCUACAUCUACGGCUUUGCACAGUUUCUCGACGUGGGGCACGCGACGGAGGGACUGCUGCUUUCCGCCUUUUCCGCCGCCCCCUUGUUUGGCAUGCUGCGCACGGUGGUGCUGGAGACGCUGCCGCACCUUUUCCGCGCCGCGAGGGACGUCCACGCCGACCGUCGCACGGUGUGGCCGGCGGAGGAGCAGCGGACCGUUUCCGCCGUCUACGCGGGCGUCAUGGCGCCGCUGGCGGUGCUCGUAGAGCCGCGAAGCGCGGCCUGUAGCACUCCCGCGAACGGCCACUUUUGUCUGUCGUUCCCGCAGGCAAGGAUUUCCGUCCUCCGCCCGGCCGACUUGCGAUACCCGUUCGUCAACGUCCCGCUGCCUGUCCUAUUUCUAAGCUUUUCCUACGACGCCCUGCGUGUGAUUCACACGCUCCUGCUGCAGGAGCGGCGGGUGGUGUUUAUCGGGGCAACGCCGCAGCACGCCUCUGCAUGCGUGGUGGGCGCUCAGGCGAUGCUGUCGCCGUUCCUCUGGACGCUGCCGAUCGUCCCGUAUUUGCCGCCCGAGGCGUGUGAGGUGCUUGAGGCGCUCGGCGGCGCCGGGUUCCUGCUGGGCUCGACGGCGGACAUGGUGCCGCAGCUGAUGCUGCGCGGCAGCCUCGCCGACGCCCAGCGGCGGCCCGGCGCGGGUGGGAGGGCCGCGGCUACGGCGGUGGAGGAGGACGAGGGACGCGUCUGGUUUGCGGACGGCCGCACCGGCGUGGUCGGCGUCUCCCCCCUCGACACCGACGUCGUCCCCUUCACCAUGCUUGACCUGGUGCCGCCCAGCGAGAAGGUGCGGGAGGCGGUGAAGCGGGUCGUCGGCAAGGAGACGCGGCACUUGUUUCGCGUGGCCCUCGCGUCCAUGGCGACGCAGGAGCGGGGAGGCGCCCCGCCGUGGUCCGCCGCGCUGUCCUCCCCAUGCACGACGGCGGCGGCUGAGCUGGAGGAGGUGCAUGGGGCGUUCCUCGAGUACAGCGUGGCGCGGCUGGUGGGCAACUACCGCAAGGGGCUAACGCCUGUGGGCGGCGGCGUUGCGGGCGCCGGGGUGGGCGCGGCACGCGGCUCCCGCCUGCAGGGCGGCGUCGCGUUUGUGCUCGACUACGCACGCUUCCUGCCGUGCAACCUCGCGAACAACGCGGCGCUCGCGCGGCGCAUCGCCGGCACGCGGAUGUUUCAUCACUGGGAAGACGCGGUGCUGUCCCUUGAGACGGUUGGCGUCUUGCGCUCCCUCCUCGGGGAGUUUGUGCGCUGCCGGGCGCGGUCGCGCCAAGGCGGCACAGCCACCGCGUCAUCGUCGUCGCUGCGCGGCAGAGAGACGCCCGCCACCCACCACUAUGUCUCCAACCCGCGCAUGAUUGGGGUGCUGCGCCUCUUCUACGCCCGCUGCGUGCGGCGGUUCCCGGGCCUCUACGGCGACUUGCAGGGCGGCGGCCCCAGCCCCGCCACAGUGACGGGUGACAGUAGUAGUACUAGUGGCGGCUGCACCAACGCCGCCGCCGCCACCACCACCAGCAGCAGCACCACGGGCGGCGGCAAGACGUCGAUGCGCGCGUUCUUCUCCAAGGCGACGAGGGCGGUGAAGAAGAGCCUUGCCCCGCCCUGCAGUCGACUUCCCGUGCAGGUGUUUGUGCAGGCGUACGGCAGCUUUGCCAACAAGACGAGCUACGCGAAGGACCCCAACAAGCUUGCCCUGCUGAACAAGGAGUUCAGGGACAACGCGAGCGCCGCCGCCAGCUUCGCCGCAACGCGCUCCCCAGCCGGCGUCGUCGUCGGCGCCAACCCCGCGGCGCUGCCGCCAUCGCCGUGUUCGGCCGCCGCCGAUGACGCCGAGGACGACCUUUACGGCACCGCUUCAGACGUGUUUGGCGCCUACAUUGAGGACAGGGACGCGCUGCGCCGCCUCGCAACGAGUGAAGGGGCGACGGCCCCCGCCGUUCACUGUCGGCGACUGCCGCUCGACGUCAUCCAUCAAUUUGCCCGCUACCACGCACUUCUGGACCCCAGAAAGGACUCCAUGUGUACAACAGGCCGGCGUGCGGGCACGACGGCGGGAGCGUCGGCGGAGGAGCUGAAGCGGUUCCUGGAGUUUGCACCGCUCUUCGCGGCCGAGUUGAGCAUCUGGCCCGUCCUUGAAUCCAAGCGAUUGGCGCUGCUCAGCAUGCCAGCGCCCCCGCCCGCACCGCCGCCGCCGUCGGAGGCACGGCAACAACAGCAACAGCAACAGCAGCACAUUCUUCCCACCGCAAGCGCUGCCGAGGCCAGCUGGGGGGAUGUUCCGUUCCAGGCCCAGCCUCUCCCCUUUUCUAUGGACCUUGUCGUGCGUCCAGUGGAGCUCCCGCCGCUCGUGGACGCCUUUGCGUUUCCUCACGGGCCAUACGGCGGCGCGGCCGCAAUGUGUAACGCGCCUGAGGCGCAGGGCCCCCAGGCAUCUGCAGCCGCUGCCGCCGCCGCUGCCGCUGGCGGUAAUAUUAUGGAUGAGCUUUUUGCUUUUGCUGCGCCGCCCCCCCAGUCCUCCCCCGGCUCUACGAACGUCCCCACGCAGCUGGAGGACUUCUUUCGGUAA